Lytechinus pictus (painted urchin) is the source of this 3336-nucleotide messenger RNA. RefSeq names its product NF-kappa-B inhibitor epsilon-like. The transcript is spliced from 4 exons. Gene Ontology annotation, cellular component: cytosol. Lineage: Eukaryota; Metazoa; Echinodermata; Echinoidea; Temnopleuroida; Toxopneustidae. Bases 393 to 1559 code for a protein of 388 amino acids. Gene Ontology annotation, molecular function: NF-kappaB binding. The record is from RefSeq and is a predicted model, not a curated record. Gene Ontology annotation, biological process: cellular response to tumor necrosis factor.
CAUUUUCACCUAUAUAACACCGCUCGUUGUACGUGGCGACCAUUUUGAGACCUUUUCUUGUGCUGUUAUUAGUGUAUUGCUGACUUGAAAAACGAGAGGUAUUAAACAGCUGAUUUACAUUUUGGACGUAUUAAAACUUAUUCUUUUCGUUGUUUAUUUUUUUAUUUCGUCGAAGAAAUCUAUCAUCGCGGAUCGUAACAACACACCAGCCCAAAUUCCAACACAAAUCAAACUUUUUUUGGAUUUUCGUUAAUUUCAUGCUUAACUUUUAAUUUUUGGCUGUGCUGCUUGUGAUCUUAUUCACUUUAUUGGACCUAAGGAUCCUUACCUAGCAUAACUAGGAUCAUCUACAGAACUGCUCUAACUUUGAGACUUCAGGCAUUUUAAAGAUCAUGGACAUGGAGGGAUUUACGUUGGACUCUGAUACAGUGAAAGACUGCGGUGAACCGGCCGUUGCCGCUCGUGCUGCCAGUCACUUCCAGGCAAAAAUGGGCAUCCAUCAUCAACAAGACCAGGACCGAUGCGAAUCAACUUGCGACUCGGCCUACCUUUCUGAGAGUACCACAUACAGCUCAGUCUCGGACAGAUUACAAGAUCUCCAUAUUGAGGGACAGUAUGAAAGUGAAUCUAGCUCAAGAUCUAGCAGUAGCAGGAUACAGCUUUCAGAUUUCCAAGACCCGACUGUUGAAAAAAGGACUGAGAAUGCCAAUGUUAGGCCACAAAAAAGACCUGCAGAAGAAGUUCCAUCAGAUGAGGUCUACCUCACGAAUGAUGCUUAUGAUCAAGAUGAGGAGGGAGAUACGCCCCUCAGUCAGUCAAUAAUCCAUGAGAAAGGAGACAUAGCUCUGAAAUUCAUCCGCUAUACACCAAAUCCAGAUUUCUUUAACAUCAGAAACUGUCUGGGGCAGACUGCACUUAUGCUAAGUGUACUGACGAACCAACCCAACAUCUGCAGAGCUCUUGUCGUUGCUGGGGCGUCGGUUGAUGUUCAGGAUCAAGGGGGUAACGCAGCCCUCCAUCUGGCCUGUCGCUUUGGUUUCACUGCGUGUAUCCAGCAACUGACGUCACAGAUACAGCAAAUUGAAAUCAAGAACACUGUGAGUGCACGGAAUCACAGACAAGCUCAAUCACUGACGUUGCAACUGCGCCUGAAGAAUUACGAAGGUCUAACCUGUGUGCAUCUAGCAACACUAAGACGCGACAUUGGUCUCUUGACGUAUCUGGUUGCCAUUGGUGCCAACGUGAACGAGCCGGACGGAAAGAGCGGUCGCACCAGUCUCCACUACGCAGUCGAAAUGAACGACUUCCACUUGGUCCAGUGUCUCCUCUGCGAACUGCACGCUGAUGUUGAUGCGGUGACCUUCGACCUCUGCACACCCCUCCACCUGGCAGCAGGGAGGGGCCAUGAGGACAUUGCAUGCCUGCUCCAUGGGGCGCGGGCAGACACCCAGGUCCAGAACUUUGAGGGGCAGUGCGCGUAUGAGUUGACCAACAUCCCAUCGCUCAAGUCACUGCUCUCACAAGGACAUGAAUAUGACACUACAGAUUAUUUCUACUGAAGACAUUCUCUUUGUCCUUUCAUGGGUAGAGUGAUGAUGAAGGCAAAUGAACAAACUGUCUCCGCAAGGGGAGAUGUUGCAGGACAGCGUCUCCUUUAUGAAGAAAGAGCGUGCAACCGGACCAUUUAUCAUGGAUACAUGUUACAUGACAUGAAGUGAGAUAGCUGUGGUAUGUUGAUGUUAAGUGAAGAAACUGGAAAGGGCUUUAAGUCCAGGGGAUUGCAGCGAAACGGCAGGAAGAAGAAAAAAGGAAGACAAAGAAGAAAGAAGGAAGACAUCCAAACUUUUGAUUUUAUCGUAAAAGGAUGGAUGACAUAUUCUGAUAAUUUCUUAUUGUAUUGUCUUGAUGUUGAAGUAAUGUUAGUGUAAUGCCUUUGCUCAGUAAAAUGUACAUGUAUUAGACAACUUGUUGUACAGACAUGUUUUGUUGCAGUUAAAUAGGUAUUAUGCAAUGCUUCAACACUUGAUGGAUAAGAAUUGCAGUUCUGUUGUGCUUGUACGUAGGAGAAUUGAGAUUGUGAUGUGGUCAGAAUAUGAAGGAAUUGGUAAAUGUACAUGUAUAUCACAUUGCUAUGAUGUGUGAAUGUUGAAACUGAGAGAAGUAUUAUUAGUCUUUGGAAAUGUGUGUGAAAAAAGAAUAACGUUUCAGUCAUAUGCAUGGAAAAAACAUUUAUUGGAAUUCAGAUAUUUUCUGUAAUCUUGUAAUAUAUGUUUGGGUACAAAUGUAAUCUUUCAAAAAAAAAUGUCUUGUAUAUAAUUUUUUUUUCAUUUUUUUUUUUAAAUAGCAGACUUCUCAAGCAACACAUAAACACUGAGCAAAAAAGAAAAACUACCAAAAGAAACGAAACCAAUGAGCAAGAGUAAAUAUUUGAUCGUGUUCUUGUCAAUCAUGUAAAUAAUGUAUAUAGUGUACAUAUAUAUAUAAAAAUGCAUUUAUUUGCAGUAAAAUAAAUUGCAUUUCAGGCAUGUAUUCAGUAUCUUCUAAAACCUGUAAUUAAUAAUCUUGUCCAUAUCCAGGUUUUAUCAAAGGCAAAGACAUUUCAUAGUAUGUAUUGUAUUAGAAAUGUUCAUGAAGUAUGUGUCUCUCAAUUACUUUGUUGUUAUUAAUUAUUGUGGAAAAUUGAGGCACAGACGUAUCUGCCAAAGGCAAAUAUAUGUAUCUCAGGACCAUUGAAAACCUUUUCAACUGGGGGUGGGAGGAACAUUUAACUUCAAAGAGGUAAAUAACAAAUGCUUGUAUAAUUCUGGUUUCUGCUUGAUAAAGAGUUAUAAAUGUAAAAAAUGCAGAAUAGUUAAAAAAAACAUGUUAUUGUCAGCCAGCCAAAUUGAAUGAUAUCAGUUGAUUUCAACUAUCGUUGCAAUAUUCUUGUAAUAACAGGUUUUAUGAAGCUAGCUGCUCAUCUGGAAUAUGUUUCAAUGUAAUAUUUUUCUCAUGGAAGACUGGGAGGUCAUCUUAUGCACAGUUGACUGCACUUUUUGACUUCACCUGAAUAAAGGAUGUAGGGUUGGUUUUAUUCUUGAAGAAACAAAAAUAGUAUUGCACUCUAAUUAUUCUCAAUAAUUAUCCUCAAAGAUUAGUAUAUUGAAGGGAAGGAUUUUGAAAUAAUUCACCUUUUAUAUAAAUGUAUCCACUCUAUAUUUUAUCUAUAGAGUGUUUGAAUUAUUCAAAAUUUUAUCACUGUUUUGUUGAUUAUUUAUCCUGAAUAUUAUUAUUAUUUUGUUUUGUUUUUGCCACCAGUAAAAGAAGUUAUGAAUAAAAAGAGACGAAGAAUUUAAA